Trypanosoma conorhini is the source of this 1638-nucleotide messenger RNA. RefSeq lists its product as uncharacterized. NCBI's taxonomy places the organism in Eukaryota, Euglenozoa, Kinetoplastea, Trypanosomatida, Trypanosomatidae. The transcript has a single exon. The record is from RefSeq and is a predicted model, not a curated record. Bases 1 to 1638 code for a protein of 545 amino acids. Gene Ontology annotation, molecular function: galactoside 2-alpha-L-fucosyltransferase activity. Gene Ontology annotation, biological process: cell wall biogenesis. Gene Ontology annotation, cellular component: membrane.
AUGGCGAGGGCGUUCUGCGCCCGGCGACGGGUGGGGUUGCGGGUCGUGCUGCUGACCAGCCUUUUCUUGGCCUGCGCCUUCGCAUGGGUCGUGUCUCUGGAUGAGGCUGACACGGAUGCGGCGGCAGAGGCCCACGUGGAGGCGAGCCCGCGGCGAUGGAUGGACACGUACCUCGACGCGGCCUCCGCCCUGCUGCCGAACCUGGCCCCGCCCCCGGGCGGCAGUGACGGCAGCAAGGAGGAAAACCAGGCCUUUUGCGACAGUAUGGUGAAGAGGAUGUGGGAGGAGGUAAUUCCACUGCGCUACAAUGCUGCGUUUAAGGGCGCGCUUGCGUCCCACCGUCGUCGCCACAUGGCAGUCUCCUUGGGAAACCCCGAGGUAGGCCAGAAGUAUAUCGUUUGGUCGCUUAGUGGCGGUUUGGGGAACCGUAUUCAGUCGCUUACAAGCGUCCUACUCGCGGCGUUGUUGUCGGGGCGUGUGCUCCUAAUGAAGGACUGGUUUACCCCGCUGCGGCCCUCCGGGUCGCCGCCCAUUCGACCCACAUUGCUCCCGUUUGUGGCUCACGGGAAUGCAUCUCAGGAGGCCUUCCGUUACGAAAGCCUGCGGGAACUGUUUUGGUUUUCCAACAACGAACGCACUCCUCGUGUGGAAAAUGAGUUUAUGCUUUGCAGUCUGUUUCCCAUCAUGUCUCUCAGCCAGUUUGAGAAGCUCUACCCUGACGAGUUUCGACGGCCGGACAACUCAACCGAGGUUGCCGUUUUUAAGGAUGGCCAUGCCAAAAUUGACAUUCGUGCAGGUCGUGAUAAGAAGCUAAGCCUUUGGAAGCACUUUGCAUGCGAAGACAGUUCUGCAACUAGCGAGAUUGAUUUCUUCUCCCAUGAGAAAUUCAUCUACAUAUGGACCAAUCAAUACUUUGUUCCGCUCUUUUACGCGAACAAGCGCACGAGACCAAUUGUGCGUGCGUGGUUCACCAAGGAUCCAUUUCGAUCAUUAUUGCCGUUGAUAUUUCUUCCUGCGCGACCCGCAAUGUAUCGUGCUGUGCGCUUCAUGAGGUCGAACCCCUUGUUAAAACAACGCCAGUACGUGGGGAUGCAUAUUCGUCCGUUUAGGCGGCAUGAAACACGUCCUCUUGUUGAAUCCUUUUUCUAUUGUGUCAACCAUUUUGUUGCGCGAGCAACUGCGUCCCCGACAUUCUUUUUGGCCACCAUGUACCGUGAGGCGAAAGUGCACUUUAGUGUAAACCUGCUCAAAAAAGGGGCCCGUGUCGUUUCUCUCCAGCCGCACCGCAAAGAAGAGAAGCAGGGCACGGGGCAAGGCUCUGUUCCAGAGUGGGAGGCUCUCGCGGAUGUGGUAAUGCUAUCGCUAUCCAAUCAUCUUUUUUUGUCGCCGGCGUCGACGUUUGGGUUUCUUGCCGCGGCGGUUGGGGAAGUGGAAUUUGUCACCUUUGUCAAGGGAAGGAGCCGUGCUGCCGGCGGGUCGGAAGACACGCGCUGCGUCAGGGUGGACACAAGUGCUGUGACAGAGCCGUGCUUUACGUCGUGGUUUAGGCUGGACUUCAUCCGCAAUCGCCGUCAGCAAAUAGGAUGCGAGUUGGCUGAUUUACCCUCCUGGUCGCUUCGUUGUGGAACGGAUCCGUGA